Molecule: messenger RNA, 1077 nt
Organism: Colletotrichum orchidophilum
Lineage: Eukaryota; Fungi; Ascomycota; Sordariomycetes; Glomerellales; Glomerellaceae
Product: UMTA protein
Exons: 8
Coding region: 1-1077 (358 amino acids)
Molecular function (GO): methyltransferase activity
Source: RefSeq, a predicted model, not a curated record
AUGGUCGCCCCACAGGUCGAUCCCGACGGUCCCCUGGCCGCUGAAGACGAAAUUUCAGAUAGUGAACUGGAUAUUGAGAGCAUUCGCUCAGAGACCACAAGCGUGAAAGACUCUAUCCUUGAGUACAGAAUUGAGAACGGAAGGUCCUAUCAUAAGUACAAAGACGGCAAAUAUGCCUGGCCCAAUGACGAUAAGGAAAAUGACAGAAUGGAUAUGCAACAUGAGAUUUGCCUUCUCACGUUUCACGAGAGAUUAGGACUUGCUCCUCCGUGUGAUGAGGGCGCCAAAGUCGGCCGCGUCCUCGACCUUGGUACUGGAACCGGUCUCUGGGCCAUCGACUAUGGUGACCAGCAUCCAGAGACGGAGGUUCUGGGCGUCGAUCUCUCUCCCAUUCAGCCACGCGAUGUGCCUCCUAAUGUCAGGUUUGAGGUUGACGAUGUUGAGGAAGAAUGGCUGUAUUCCCGGCCCUUCGACUAUAUCCAUCUUCGGUUCAUGAAUGGGUCUAUUUCAGAUUGGAAGAAGUUCAUUCAAAAAGCCUAUGAUAAUCUCGUCCCAGGUGGCUACUUCGAGAUCCAGGAUGGAGACUUCAUAAUCAAAGCUGAUGAUGAUACUCUACCUCCCGAGAAGCCACUGGCACAAUUUGUUUCCCUCAUCCGCGAAGCUGCAGAGAAGUUCGGGCGCAGGUUCGCUCCAAUCCCAGAGAUGAGGGAGCUAAUGCUCGAAAUUGGAUUCGAAACUGUGGUCCAGCAGAACUUCAAGUGGCCCUCCAACCCCUGGCCGAAGGACGAGCACUUCAAGAGGAUUGGCGAAUGGAACUUCCACAAUUUCGUAGAUGCUGCUGAGGCGAUGGCCCUGGCACCUCUGACCCGUGGUCAUGACUGGACGAAGGAGGAGGUCCAAGUCUUUCUGGUGGGCGUUCGUCAGGACAUGAGGGACCAGAGAAUUCACUCAUACAUGCCCAUCUACACGCUUGUGGGCAGGAAACCGUUGAAAGAAGAUACUCCAGCCCCGCCUCAAAACGAGAACACGCCAACGGCUGGCGAUGUCUCCGCAGCAACAGCUUCAGCCUCCCCUUAG